Messenger RNA from Caenorhabditis briggsae, 1005 nucleotides. NCBI's taxonomy places the organism in Eukaryota, Metazoa, Nematoda, Chromadorea, Rhabditida, Rhabditidae. Gene Ontology annotation, biological process: G protein-coupled receptor signaling pathway. Gene Ontology annotation, cellular component: membrane. The coding region runs from base 1 to 1005 and encodes 334 amino acids. The record is from RefSeq and is a predicted model, not a curated record. The transcript is spliced from 7 exons. Gene Ontology annotation, molecular function: G protein-coupled receptor activity.
AUGGCGUUUGGAAUAUUUGGAAAUCUGAAUGUCAUUGUGGCGAUAUGCAGAAAAAAGAUCCUGAGAACCAAAGGAGCAAUGUUUGUAAUGGUCCUGGCCUUUGCUCACUUGACAUGCAACAUUUCGGAAAUUGUUGGAUUGUUUUUGCAGUUGAGAUUCCGUCCAAUGUCUAGAAAGAAAUGUUUUGAAUACAAUGUGCUCUUCAGUUUUGCUGUGAUGUUUCAGUCUGCCCUGUACUUGUCAAUGGCUCUGGAUAUCUGUUUCAGCAUAGUUUUGCCUAUUAAACACAUGAUCUGGAAAAAACGAAAUUAUGUCACUUCAAUGUGUCUCUUUCCCACUAUCUUUGCCAUCUCAACCACACUGGUCAGCUUCCUUUUUAUCCCCGACGAGGAGACACCGCACUGCAUUUUUAUGCUAACAACAGAAAUGCAAAUAUAUCAAAUGGUCUCCAGUUCGUUAAUUGUUCUAAACGUACUCACUCUCUUCAUCAUAAUAUUUUCUGUCAUUUGUGCAGUUCGGAAAUCGGAAAGUAUGCGUAGCAGUCGACACUCUAGUGGAUCCAGAACCAACAGUUUACGAGAAGAGAAAAACAAAGUUUUCCGAUCAACGUUCUUUUUGGUUCUCGUUUAUAUUAUAUCUUGGUGGUCAGCGGUCAUUAUAUUCCGAAUCAUCGUCGAGUUUGUCAAGGAUGUCCGGGAAGUUGUUCACUUCAUGCCAUACUUGGUCAUCAUAGUAAUGCCAAACUUCUGCCAAGCUUAUUAUGUGACCUAUUUCCGAUCUCCAAGGUUCCGAAAAGCGUUCCGCGAACAGUUCCACUGGAUAACUUGCGGAUACGCAUUUCCAAAAAUAUUCGACAAGGAAAUAAGUAGAGGAAGCAAACAUGGAAGUGCCACGAAUUCUGCACAUGCAGCACCACCGAAUACUGAUUCCGAUGGAAAGAAAUUCAAAAGUGGAAGUCAAAAAUCGAUUCGAUUUUCUGUCACUGCUGUUCAAGCUCAUAUUUGA